AUGGGAAUCCUUGAAAAAAUCGCCGAAAUCGAGCAUGAAAUCUCGCGGACCCAGAAAAACAAGGCCACAGAAUAUCACUUGGGUUUGCUCAAAGCAAAACUCGCCAAAUAUCGUCAACAACUAUUGGAACCAACUGGAAAAGGCGGUGCAAAAGGCGAAGGUUUUGAUGUGAUGAAGAGUGGAGAUGCGAGAGUUGCCAUGGUUGGAUUUCCAUCGGUCGGAAAGUCGACGCUGCUCAGUUCGAUGACGACAACACAUUCGGAAGCGGCUGGUUAUGAAUUCACCACAUUGACUUGUAUUCCGGGAGUUAUUAGUUAUAAUGUAGGGUUUAUUUUUGAAAAAAUUGGAGCGAAUAGAACUUCUGUUCCAAAAAUUCAAAUCAUAAUUUUUUGAAACGUAUUUUUCACUGUAUUUUUUCUAACCCAAAAAUCAAUGAAAACUAGUAUUUUUGGACUAAAAAUGGUCAGAAACAUGAGGUUUUAAACCCAAAAAUUUCAGUUUUUGCAAAUUUCGAGCAAAAAUUUAUGAAAACCUUAGAUUUUCACCACUUUCUAGAUUAAUUUUCUUUGUAAAAUGAUAUUUUUGCACUUAAAUUUCACAAGUUUUCCCGAAAAAAUUGAUUUUUUCGCUAAAAAUUGCCACGUGGAUCAUUUUUCGGCGCUAAAAACCCAUGUGAAUCUGAAAAAUAAUGAGAAAUUGAAUUUUAGCCUUUUUCAGACCUGAAAAAAUGGGAUUUUCUUGAAAAUCGCUAAAUUUUGAAUAUAAAAUUGAGAAAAAUACGAUUUUUGAACCUAAAUUUUUCAAUUCUCGAAAUUCUGGAGUAAAAUGAUAUUUUUGAACCUAAAUUUCACAAGUUUUUCCGAAAAAAUUCGAUUUUUCGAGAAUUUUCAGCUUGAUUUUUUUUGUUAAAAAUUGCCACGUGGAUCAUUUUUCACCGCUGAAAAUCCAUGUGAAUCUGAAAAAUGACGAAAACUUGAAUUUUAGCCUUUUUCAGACCUGAAAAAAUGGAUUUUUCCUGAAAAUCUCUGAAUUUUGAAUAUAAAAUUUUGAAAAAUAGGAUUUUUACGAAAUUCUGGAGUAAAAUGAUAUUUUUGAACCUGAAUUUCACAAGUUUUUCUGAAAAAUUGAUUUUUCAAGAAUUUUCAGCUUGAUUUUUUUCGCUAAAAAUUGCCACGUGGAUUUUUCUUAUUUUUUUUGAAUCUGAAAAUUCUUUUCCGAAUUUCAGGCCAAUUUUUCAUUCAAAAUUUGAGGAAAUUUGGAUUUUUAAGGUUCUUUAUCCAAAAAAAAAUCGAAAAAAUCCAAAUUUCUUUUUUUCUGAGCUCAGAAAAAGGUUUUUUUUUCAAAAUUCAAAAUUUCGGGGAAAAAUUGGCGCGAAAAUUUGGAAAUUCAAAAAAUCUGAGCUUCAAACUACAGUACUCUUUUUUAAAGGCACACUGGGCUACAGUAACCUCCAAAUUUUUUGCAGGGAGCAAACAUUCAACUUUACUGUAGAUCUGACAAGCUUCAGACUACAGUACUCUUUUUUAAAGGGACAUUGAGCUACAGUACAUUUUAAAGGAACAUGUAAAAAAAUCUUUUUUUUUCCAAAUUGCGAAAAUUUCAGCUACAGUAAACCUGAAGCUACAGUAACCCAACCUAUCAUAUUUUUAUUGCAGGGAGCAAAUAUUCAACUUCUCGAUUUACCCGGAAUCAUCGAAGGUGCCUCGCAAGGAAAAGGACGUGGAAGACAAGUGAUCUCAGUGGCAAAAACCGCCGAUUUAAUUCUAAUGAUGUUAGACGCUGGAAAAUCGGAUCAACAAAAAAUGUUGCUGGAAAGAGAAUUGGAAAGUGUCGGAAUUCGACUCAACAAAAAACCGCCCAACAUUUAUGUGAAGCAGAAAAAAGUGGGCGGAGUGAAAUUCACGAAUACCGUACCGCUGACGCAUUGUAAUGAGAAAUUGAUUAUGACUGUACUACAUGAAUAUAAGAUUUUUAAUGCUGAUGUCAUUUUUCGAGAGGAUUGCACGUGAGUGUUUUGGGGAGCUGGAAAUUUGGCUGAAAAUUUUGAAAAAUUCUGAAAAUCUCUACAUUUUGAAUAUAAACUUGUUGUGAAUCUGAAAAAUAAUGAGAAAUUGAAGUUAAGCCUUUUUCAGACCUGAAAAAAUGGUUUUUUUCCUGAAAAUCGCUAAAUUUUGAAUAUAAAAUUGAGGAAAAUUGGAUUUUUUGAAAAAUAAUUUUUCAAAUUCGAAAUUCUGGACUAAAAUGAUAUUUUUGAACCCAAAUUUCACAAGUUUUUCCGAAAAAAAAUUUUUUUUUAGAAUUUUUAGCUUGAUUUUUUUGUUAAAAAUUGCCACGUGGAUUUUUCGGCGCUAAAAAGCGCUGUGAAUCUGAAAAAUAAUGAGAAGUUCAAUUUUAGCUUUUUUCAGAUCUGAAAAAUUGAAAUUUGAUCUCGGAAAAUCCUAAACUGGAUAAAAAUACAAUUUUUGACCAAAUAAUGUUUUUUGGGGAAUUUUUAACUUCAUUUUUUCGUUGAGAAUUGCCACGUGGAUUUUUCUUGUAAUUUUUGAAUCUGAAAAUCCUCUGAAAAUUAUGAAAAAUUGGAUUUUUCUAUUGAAAGUGUUAAAAUUCUUGAGAAAAAUGCUAUUUUUUUUACCUACUUUUUGAAAAAAAGUGAAACAGAAUUUUCCUGUCCAAAAAUUGCUGAUGUACGGUAGAACCUGCACAUCUAACUCAAAUUUUUCAAAGUAGUCAGACUUUAAACAUCGUAUGAUUUCUGAAAAUAAAAUAUUUGACCAAGGGAAUUUUCAAAUUCAUUGCCACGUGGAUUUUUUUUCAACCUUUCGUUUUUGAGUCAAAAAUUGAGCGAAAUUUGGACAAUCAGAGCUUUUUGCCCAAUUUGAGGACCAAAUUUUUUGGACAAUAUUGGGCCAAAACAGUUUUCUUGUUAGAGCCGAAAACUUCCUUGUUCUGUUCACAGAUAAUUCGAUUUUCAAAUCAUCAAAUUUCUUUAUUCAAACUGUAUAAAAAUAACAAUCAAAGUUUGAUAAAACAUCAAUUAAACAUGAAAUUGUUGAUUGCCUGUUUAUUGUUGUUAACUUCCCAAAUCGAUGGAUUAACAACCGCUCAAAAAGCUGCCAGUGGAUUCCUUCUCGCAUUUCACAGAGCUAAACUUAAUGGAACAAUGACACAUCUGAUGGACACACCGUAUAGUUUAAAUAUUGUUCAAAAAUGCAUGGACACAAUUGGUAUCGCGAAUUAUUCGAAAAAUGGGGAAAAUUUGACAGAUGCACAAUGGGAGGAGUUCUGGAAAGAGACUUCGGGAAAUGCUGAAUUUAGAUAUCGUGAUUACUACGGGAAGAUACUUUUUAUGAAAUUUAGUAAGAAAGGCCUUUGGGAUGUUAAUUUUGAGUGCCUUCCCAGAGAAGGAGUUGAAGGAGGUUAUGUUCAAAUCGCUUCAUCAUACCUUAUUGGUUGAUAAAAUUUUGAUAUCUUGUAACUUGAAAGAUUGUGCUGGAAAGUUAUAUUGAACUGGAUUAUUUCAUUGAAAAUUGUACAAAAUCCAAAAAAUGAAACUUAUGAUCAAGUAAUAAGUUUUGGGAUUUUUUUUUUUGAUUAAUUUACUGUUUUGGCCGAAUUUUGAUAAUACAUUUGAUCCUCAAAUCAGUCAGGAAUUGACCGAAAAAAUCUGAUUGGCCAAAUUUUGGUGAAUUUGGUGUUUUUCAGUUUGAAAAAUUGAGCCCAAAUCAUGCAAAAAUGAAUUUUUCCUGAAAAUUGGGGAUCAAAAUAAAAUGCAGUGUUCAAAAACCAAAAAAAAAAAACGUGCAAACAGACGUAUUUUUUUCGCAAAAAUCGCAUUUUUUCGCGUUUUCUGGUGUUUUUGAGCCAAAAAUUGAAAGAAUUUGUCUGAAAUUGUGGAAAAAUCAAUGGUGAAACAAGAAAAAAAACGAUUUUGAAAAUUUCAAAUUUUUUCGACCUUUUCGACAUUUUUCAUGUUUCACCAUUGAUUUUUCCUCCAGUAAAUAUCAAUAAACACAAUUUCAGACAAAUACUUUCAAUUUCUGUCCAGUUUGGCUGCUUAUUAACAAUGUUUUAAUUAAAAAAAAUUUGCCAGCUUCACGCGGUAAACAUGUUGGUCUGUUUUUGACUAUUAAAAAAUGGAUCUAAUUUUUUCUUCACCCAAAAAUUCCAGACAUUCCAAAAAUUUUGGGCUAAAUCUACCUUAUUUUUCAAAAAAUGGCGAAUAAUGCCACGUGGCUUCAGAUAAUUUUUUGAAUAAAAAAAGGCGCAAAAAAUCCACGUGGCACUAUUAUAAAUUUUUGAAAAUCCAAAUAGGUUUGGUAUAUUUUUCGGAAAAAAAAUGAGAUGAAAUCCACGUGGCAAAAUAAAUUGUGAAAAAUAUUUUUCAAUUUCGACUCCAAAAUCCCAAUAUUAACUCCAGAAUGCACGAAUUCAGAGGAAUUUUCAAAAUUUAAAAAAAUGGCGCCAAAAAUCGGCUUUUUGAAAAAAAAAUCUAUGAAAAUCACGAAUAAAUUAAAUUUCAGCCAAAAAUCUAAACGUUUACUUAAAAUUGUGGAAAAUCCAAAUUCUGUGCCCCAAAACCCACUGAAAAUCCCAAAUUUAAUUUUUAAAAAAAUCCACGUGGCAUUCAUUUUUCCAAAUUUCUGAAAAAUUGAUUUUUCACCCCGAAAUCCACCAAAAAUCCACAAAUUUUCUUUGGAAAAUUCAAAAAUUUAUGAAAAAUUCGGUUGAAAAUCCAUUUUCACCAAAAACUUUUAAAUUUUUUCAUGUGAAAAUGACACGUGGAUUUUUCGCGUCAUUUUUUGAAUUUCAAAAAUUGUGAAAAUGCCACGUGGAUUUCAAAAUCUCAAAAAUAAAGUCAAAAUCCAAUUUUCAACCCCCAAAACCCCCUGAAAAUCCCAAAUUAAAUUCCAGAAUCGACGAAUUUAUUGAUAUAAUCCAAGGAAAUCGUGUCUACAUGACAUGUCUCUAUGUUUACAACAAAAUUGAUCAAAUCUCGAUCGAAGAAAUCGAUAGAUUAGCUCGAAAACCGCAUCAUGUUGUGAUUUCGUGUGAAAUGAACCUGAAUAUGGAUUAUUUGCUCGAAAAAAUGUGGGAAUAUUUGGCGUUGGUUAGAUGUUACACUAAAAAACCGGGAAAUGCACCGGAUUUGGGACCAGAAGAUGGAAUUAUUUUGAGAAGUGGCGCUACGGUGGAACAUUGUUGUCAUGCAUUGCAUAGGAGUUUGGCGGCGCAAUUGAGGUGGGGGAAAUUUUGAGAAUUUUUAUUGAAAAUUUGGGAAUUUUUGCUGAAAAACCUUGGAAUUUGCAUCUAGAAACUGUGAAAAUUUUAAAAAUUGGUCUUGAAAAAUGAAAAAAAUGUUGGAAAAGUGUUUUUCAUGGUUUUAACCCCGAAAAUUUAUUCAAUUAAUUUUUGAAACGUAUUUUUCAUAGGUUAGAAAUUUGGAUUUUCAGUUGCUUUUUGAGCAACAAUUUGAAACUGGCUUCAAAUUUUCUUCGGAAUUUCUUUGAAACCGUAAAAAUUCAGCCUAGUUUGAGAUUUUCAGAGUCUGAAAUUUGAAUUUUUCUCCUUUUUUUCAUUAGAAAAAUUAUUUUUGGUUGAAAUUUUGAUAUUUUUAAAGAAUAAUUCCGAUUUUUCACCGAAAACUUUCCGAAAUCUGAAAAAAAUGGAAUCAAGUUCAGAAAAUCAUGGUUCUAACCUCAAAAUGUUGUUCAAAUAUUUUUUGAAACGUAUUUUUCCGAAGCCUGCAAACCAGCCUAGAAAUUCAAAUAAAGGGCAAAUUUUUUUCGAAAAAUCUAGGUGGCAAAUUUUUUAGGGUCUUCAAGGCGAGCCUUAGGUGGGCUAUUUUUUAAUUUUGCGAAUAAUCUAGCAACUUGAAACUUUGAACUAUUAUUUGUUUUUUUUUCAAUUUUGAUAAACCAACAAAUCCAAUUUCCUGCUGUCCAGGAAAUUUUCUUUGUUGUAACAACCAUUUCUUCCCCAACACCUCCGCAAACCGAACACUAUAUAAAUGUUUCUUCCCCCUGCCCCCAUUUUGUUCUGAAUCAUCACUUUUUUGUUACUUUUGCCUUAGUUUUUAUAUUGAUUCAUUUUUUUCUUAUAUCUCUCGUGAUGUGGGUUGGACCCACCCGCCACUGCUGAAAUUUUGGCCUGGUCAUGACUCUGUGAGGCGUCUAGUCGUCUAGACAGCUGAACUCCGGAUCCGAUCAUCCCAUCAUUACCAAAACUAUUCGGUUAUCCAGUUUUGAUUGGCUCUAACUGAAGCUCAGGCAGUCAUAGAACAACAAACGGAAGAAGAAUUAGAAAGGAUGUCAUCGGCUAUCACCUCAAGUCCACCACAAUCCGACUCCAACAUCACACUCUGGCAAUUUUUGCUCGAGUUACUGACCACGGAAAGACACACGUUGUCGAAACGGCGAGUUCAAAUUGAUCGACGCCAAAGCUGUUGUGGGGACAACGGAAAGCCAAACCACAUCAUCUACCUUGUUGGAAGAAGCAUUUUUCAAUGGGCUCCCCCCUGUUCUCAUUUUUCGAAUUAUGAUAAAUUGAAGAAUACAUAUCAAGAAGAUGAUUUGGCAGAAGUUUGUUUGUCGAUUCUAGAAACUCGCAAAUGGGCCCAGGAACUUGAAAAAUGGCCCAGAAACCUGAAAAAUUAUCUGGAAAUUCAAAAAAAUUCCUAAAAACCUGAAAAAUGGCCUAGAAGCCUUAAAAUUAGCCUAGAAACCCUAAAAUCGGUCUUGAAACCUUAAAAUUGGUCUAGAAACCUGAAAAAAAUUCCUGGAAUCCCGAUAAAUGGCCUAGAAGCCUGAAAACCAGCCCAGAAAUUCAAAUAAAGGCCUAGAAGCCUGAAAAUUAGCCAUCAAACUCUAAGAAUGGUCUAGAAAUUUCAAUAAUGGCCUAGAAUCUCGAAAAAUGGCCUAGAAGUCCAAAAUUAACCUAAAAUUUCUUAAAGUUGGUCUAGAAAUCUGAAAAAAAAUUCUACAGGGUGACCAGAAAUUAUCCGUGCAAACUAAACCGGUCAUAAAAUCUUCAAAAUUGGAUAUUUUUCAAAGAAAUUUUUUGUUACAGGGUGCGUAAAAAUUACCCGGACAGAGGUUUAGCGGCAGCCCAAGCGAAAAUUGGCGAACAUUUGAUAGAUUGUAUUUUUUAUUUGUUUUAUAAGGAUAUUUCGAAAAGCUCUGCGAAGUUUCAAGUCAAUCGACUAAUUCUGAGCUGGAUUACACAUCCUAGAAACUAGUACAAAUUGUGCUCACUGACACGCGAUUCGGUAACAGCGUUUUCGGAUGUCAUUUUUUUAUCAUGGAAGGUUUAUUUAAGUUAUAAAUUGAUUGGGGGCUCAUUAGAGACAUUCUAGAUGCCAAAGACAGAAGUCUACCUGUUCACCAUGACUCACACCCAGCUCUGAUGGUGAUCUUGAAAUUUCGUCCUUGGCUGGAAACUGUCAGUGGUUUUCGAUGUUCUAGGACCCCAAACCAAGAAUAAAAUUUACAUAAACGGAAUCCGUGAAUUUCAAUUGUCAUUAAAAACUGUAUUCAGCUUAGAAAACAAUUAUUCAAAGCUUUCCCAAGUCCUUUUGACCAAAAACAGGUCAAAAUUUGAAAAAACCACAUUCAAAAAGCAAUUUUUUCGAUAUGAUGAGGUGUAAGAAUUGAGAUAGUAUUAGUCAAGUUCGAACCGAAUGGACUAUUCCCUUUUCAAAUGGGGUAGAAAAAGGUUCUGGGAAAACCCUCAAAUCAAUUUUCAAUGCCUAGAUAAGGCUAUUCUGAAAAACUGGGACGCUUUGUCCGAAAAUGACCCGCGUGCAGCGACAGAGGUAGUCUCCGAACGUUUCCACGUUGGCAUUGCUCAGAAAAUCGACCAGAUCAAGGGAGAUCAGUUUUUAUAUUCUAGUUAGGGACCAAAUGAACUAAUUCUCAAGUGAUAUUGAGAAACCGUAUUCUCUUCUGGGAAUAUCACGAUUUUAAAGUUGUCCGGGUAAUUUUUACGCACCCUGUAACAAUAAUAAAUGCAUAAUAAUUCCAAAAUUAUCACGAAUGUUGAUUUUAGGAUUUUUUCAGGGCUUUCUGGGCCUUCAACCAGAUUUCUAAAAUAGUGAGAAAGGCCGAGUGGAGUUUUGAUUUUGUUUGGUACGUGGAAAACUCCAAUUGUAUUUUUACAACUAUGAAAUGAAUAAGAUAUCUUCUGAUGAUAUUAUUUUUCAAAAAUUACCACUCCAAGUAACCUUGCGGACUGAGAUUCGAUGAGUUUCAGAGGCCCAAAUAAAUUGAAAAAAAAAAGAAAAAUUUUUUUCGCGAAAGUAAAUUUUUGGUUUUGGUCCAAAUGUUAGGUCUUCAUCAGCUUUAAUGGUCUUAUGAAUAUUUUUAAAUUAGAUUAGACUGAGAAAACAUGAAAAUGUUCAAAUAUGAUCGUUUGUUGUGAAUCGUUGUUGGUUUUGACACUUUUAUCAGUAAAAAACAAGGGGCCGAGGGAGUCAUGACCGCCCAAACCAUCCCCAAGGUCGGAAAAUUUAAUUACAUUUUGGCAAAGGCAGAAGAAGUCGUCUAAGAUCCUUUUAGAAACAAGUGAAAAGAGUUUUGAGAAUUUACACAGUUGUUGAAGCGAAAAAUGGGGCAACAUUGUUAACACCGCUAGCCGCGGCUCUUUGCCCAAUUUUUGACACAUCAACAUUAGGCGCUCAAGGUCCAAGUAAGAUUUCAAUUUGAUCACGAUUUUUUGUGAUAGUUUUAAAAUAGUUAUCUAUUGAUUAGUGCUCAGUCAAAAAAUUUGUGGAAAAUAUCAUGUUUUUAAAUAUUUUAAGGCCGGUUGAGUUUGCACGGAUAAUUUCUGGUCACCCUGUAGAAACCUUAAAAAUAGGCCCAGAAGCCUUAAAAAAUGUCUGGAAAUUUAAAAAAUGGCCUAGAAACUCAACUAUUUGUCUAGAAACCUGAAAAUUAACCCAGAAAUCUAAAAAAAAAAUGGGAAUUUCCGUUUUUCGCCCAGUUUUCUUCCAAAAUUUCUCCUAUUUUUUCCAGAUAUGCAAUUGUCUGGGGAACUUCAACCAAAUUCUCACCCCAACGUGUUGGUCUUCAUCACAAAUUGGAUCAUGAAGAUGUUAUUCAAAUUGUUAAGAAAUAAUUUUUCAUUGCUCUUUUUUUGCUCCACAAAAUUUUGCCUGUUUUCGUUUUUUCUUGUUAUUUUUCUCUAGAUUUUCUAUUUAUUGAUUUUUUUUUGGUAUGAAAUUUUUUCGUUUUUUUCCUAUUUCUUGCCCAAAAUUCUGUGUUUUUGUCACCAGAAAAUAUCGAUUUUUCAAAAAUAUUUUUUGAAAAUAAAAAAAAUCAAUAUUUUCAGAUGAUUCUUCGAUUGCUCAUGUUAGUUGUGAUUUCGAGUUCAGCGAAAAUUGAGGGAGCGAAGAAGAAGGAGGAAAAGGUGAGGAUUUUUUGAAAUUUUUGAAAAUUUGAAUUCCACGUAGAAUUUGGAGCAUUUUGAUAUCUAAUAUGAGCAAUGUUAGAUUAAUAUGCCAUUUUCAGAGCUCUCAGAGCCCUGAAAAUGCUCCAAAUGUUGAAAUCGACAGUUUUGCUGAUAAAAUUCAAAAAAUUCAGCAAAUUCUCAAAAUUUUGAGACCAAACAUGAUAAUUUCUGAAUGAUUUUUAGAUUUGGAGCAUUUUCAGAGCUCGCCGAGCACAAAAAUGCUCCAAAUUCAGAACAUGGGCUUGUGAGGUGUCAAAAUUUCCCAAAUUUUCUGGAGAAAAGCGAUAACUUCAGUUCCAGAGCUCACGGAGCACAAAAAAAUCCAAAUUUUUUGCAGUUUUUCGCAACUUACGGUGAUCCCGAAUGCGAUUACGAUGUUCCCUAUAUCUCCACAAAUCCUCUCGGUCCAAACAUCGAAUGUCAAUUUCUGCCCGACAAUUUUCUGGAUUGCCAACAGCCACAAGCGAUUUCACAAAAUUUGCAGACAAAUUCCAAUGGAUCUGUGAAUUCGAAUGGAAAAGUGAGGAAUUUCCAGUUUUCAAAAAUAAAAAUUGAUUUUCAGCUUCCUGGAGAAUGUCUGAAAAUGGGCGGAGCUCGAAUUGAAGAUGUCGAAUUUACCGAUGUGAUUUGUCAGGUUUUGUAUUGUAUUCCGUGUCGAGGAGAAAGACAGUUUUUAAGGAAAACACCGUGUAUCAAGUGAGUUGGCGGGAACUUUUUCGGCCUUUGAAAAUUUGGAUUUCCAGAAAAAUGUUCUGAAAAUUGUUGUAACCUUUCAGAAUCUAAUAAAAAAUCUUCAAAAUUAGGAAAAUUCGUUGGGGAAAAACUUUUUUCGGAAUUUUUUUCUGAAGAUUUCAGACCUCGGAAAAUUUGGAUUUCCAGAAAAAUUGUAAUUUCAGAAUGUGACGAAAAAUUUAAAAAUUCUAAUUUUUUGAAAUAUGCCAAGUUUUUGCUUUUCAGAAUUUUAAGAUUUUGAAAAAUUUUGUUUCUGAAAAUUUUUGGCCUCAAAAAAUUAGAUUUUCAGAAUCUGACAAAAAUUUAAGAAUUAAAUUUUUUUUAGAAAUUUUUUACUUCUGAAUUUUCAGUUUUCAAAAAAUCUGAGAUUUUCCGCUUGAAUCUGACAAAAAUUUAAAUUUUUUGAAAUUAGGAUUUUUUGAUUGGUAAUUUUUGCUUUUCAGAAAAAAAUAAAUAUUUUUAUUUUUUGAAAUUAGGAUUGACAUAAAAAUUUUUAAAUUAAAAGUUUGUUAAAUUUCACAAAAAUUUCCAGAGUUUUCUAAUUUUUUUUAAAUCUGGAAGUUUUCAAAAUUCGAAUUGACAUAAAAAUUUUUCGUUUAUUUUUUUGUCAUCUUGAAUUUCAGCAUUCUAAUGUUUAGAGAAAAUUUCCAGUUUGUAAAUUUUCAGAUUUCUAGUUCAAAAAACUCAUCUUCUCCAAUUUUGCAGAUACACUGGCCAUUAUUUCCUCUCCACACUUUUAUACUCAGUGCUUUUGGGUGUUGCUGGCGUCGAUCGAUUUUGUUUGGGUUAUUCAGCAAUGGCCGUCGGAAAAAUGAUGACAUUGGGUGGAUUUGGAAUCUGGUGGCUAGUUGAUAUUUUUCUAUUGAUUUUCGGCAUUCUUCUACCAGCUGAUGAUUCGAAUUGGGAACCUUAUUACUAG
Messenger RNA from Caenorhabditis angaria, 11095 nucleotides. Lineage: Eukaryota; Metazoa; Nematoda; Chromadorea; Rhabditida; Rhabditidae. The record is from the annotation of a GenBank genome assembly.